AUGAGAGACGGUACCCAACUGCAGCACCCGUCACCGCAGAACCCGUCAACGUACGUGAGAGGCGGUUUUGUAAGAAGCGGGUCCACUCGCAUCGUCCACUUCCCUGCGUCUCCUGCUCAGAGCCCAAUACUACCACGCGCGCACACGGUGCCACAACGCACAAUGGUCAGCAAGGGGGACCUCUCCAGCGCUGGGGCAUCGGGCAGUAGACAGCUCCAGAUCCCUGCUACGGGAAGCCAGGGGAACUUCCUGAGGGAUCCAGCUCCAGAUCUCACUCAUGUUGCUGGGAAUGGUGCUAGUGGUGCUGGGAAUGGUGCUAGUGAUGCUGAGAAUGGUGCUGGUGGUAUUGGGAGUGGUGAUUGUGGUGCUGGGAGCGGGAAUGGGAGUGGUGCUACUGGUGCUGGGAGUAGGAACGGGAGUGGUGUAGGGGGGGGUACAAACGGUGCUGGGAGUGGUGCUAGUGGCGAUGGGAGCGGUGCCAGUGGUACUGGAAGCGGUGCUGGUGGUGUUGAAAGUGGUGCCAAAGUUGCUGGGAGUGGUAGCAUGAGUGGUGGUGGAAAUGGCGCCGGGAUUGGUGGAGGGAGUAACACUAGUGGUGCUAGGAUUGGUGUACAGGGUGGUGCUAAUGGUGCUGAGAGUGGUGCUAGAGGACAUUCUGGGAGUGGAGGUGCUGAUUGGAGCCCAGUCCAACGCGCUGAUCCACACAGGGCUUCUGGCACAGAAGGGAGCCGCGGGCCAAACACGUUGGCAGAGGAACGAGCAGAGGAGAAGAGGCGCAAGCGGCAGCUGUCCAACUGUGCGUCCUCGCGAAGAGCGCGGCAGCGGCAGCACGACAGGUUGGCAGAGCUCGAGCUCGACACUGCAAAGCUGAAGCUGGACAAUGCGAGUGCGCAGCGACGGCUAUCGGAGGCCAACGAGCAAAUACGGCUGUUUCAAGCGCGGAACGAGCGAUCAGAGCAAGAAGUGAGGCGUCUUCGGCUGGAGCUGAAAAAACUUAAGCCAUCGGAUUGGAAUGUUGAUGGGGAUGGGAACCUGGAGGAGGGUGAAGCAUGCAUGCCGAGCGAGCAAGGUGCUGCUCGGUGCCAAGGUGGGCACAUCUCAGCAGCACUGAUGCUAGGCCUGCAGCUGUACACCAUCUAUCCGCAUGGCAGCACCAUCUCACCAUCUAUCCUUCCCUUCGUCCUCCCUCUUCCUCUCGCCUUCUACCUGAUGUCGUUCCCUCUUCCUCUUCUUACCCACCCUCUCCCCCCCUACCCUCCCCGUUCCAACCCUCUCACCCUAGCUACCAGGGGCACAUCUCAUCUCAGCAGCGCUGGUGCUAGGGGAGAUGGACGUGUCGGGCCCGCAGAUAUACACCAUCUAUCCCUCCGCUCGUCCUCCCUUCCUUCCUUACCCCUUUUUCUACCCGUCGUUACCCCACCUCCCCUUCCCCUCAGCUACCAGAGCCACAUCUCAGCAGCGCUGAUGCGGGGUGGGAUGGACGUGUCGGGCCCGCAGCUAUACAUCACCUAUCCUUCCCGUCUUCCUCCCUACUUUCGCCCUUCUUCUGCCCGACCACUGUUCCGAACCCCUUUCCCCCCUCCUCCCUCCAGCUACCAGGGGCACAUUUCAGCAGCACUAGUGUUGGGGGGAAUGGACGGCAGCUGCCCGCAGCUGUAA
Molecule: messenger RNA, 1659 nt
Organism: Closterium sp. NIES-65
Lineage: Eukaryota; Viridiplantae; Streptophyta; Zygnematophyceae; Desmidiales; Closteriaceae
Source: the annotation of a GenBank genome assembly